This is a messenger RNA of Sphaerodactylus townsendi, 5832 nucleotides long. RefSeq names its product zinc finger protein 804B (gene ZNF804B). The record is from RefSeq and is a predicted model, not a curated record. The transcript has 5 exons. NCBI's taxonomy places the organism in Eukaryota, Metazoa, Chordata, Lepidosauria, Squamata, Sphaerodactylidae. Gene Ontology annotation, cellular component: nucleus. Bases 1 to 4017 code for a protein of 1338 amino acids.
AUGAGCCUGAAGGACACUUUGCAGGGGGAGCUCUUCCAGGUGGCUGGUAAUCUUCCUCAAUCACAGACGGGAAGUCAUGCUCUGCCAGGUGUCACCAACCUGACUGGGGAGAGGCAUGUGAGGGCCGGCGCAGAGGUGCAAGAUGUGGCCUGGUGCAGCUGGGGGAAGUGCAGCGGCAAGGAGGCCAGAAGAAGGACUCCAGAAAUUGAUGCCACCGCCCUCCCCAGCAGUGGGCACAGUGAAGGACACAGCAACAGCAUCCCUGUGCCUCCACCACCAGAUUUUGCUGAAAAGGAGAAGGCAGCAGCUAGAGCUCUAGAGGACGUGAAGGCUAACUUCUACUGUGAAUUAUGUGACAAGCAGUACCAUAAACACCAUGAGUUUGACAACCACAUUAAUUCUUACGAUCAUGCUCACAAACAGAGACUGAAGGAGCUCAAGCAAAGGGAAUUUGCUCGGAAUGUGGCUUCAAAAUCCUGGAAAGAUGAGAAGAAACAGGAAAAAGCACUCAAGCGCCUGCAUCAGCUGGCUGAACUGCGGAAGCAGUCUGAAUGUGUUGUUGGAUGCCAACCUGUGGGUAAAACAUCCCAAAUGACUGAAGAAAAGCAGCCAGAGCUGCAAGAGGAAUUUCUCUUAGUUCCUGAGGACAAAACCAAGAAUGCUGCUGAAGGACAAAUUCUCACCAGCAACACUUCAGAGGAACAACAGGAUCUUGCAAUAAGCAAAAACCAGCCUUGCAUGGAGAGGUGCCAUUUGCUUCGGAAUCGUGUCUCUCCAGCAUUUCCCUGCGGCACCAAUGCCUGCAACCGAACAGGUGUGUCUUUCUCCUUCUCUAAAAAGGUUCAUUUGAAGCUAGAGUCAUCAGCAUCUGUUUUCAGUGAGAACCUGGAAGAAGCAUAUGACUGCACUGGAUCCCCUAGGCACACAUUGAAACAGACUCCUCAAGACUACCAUACUUGUAUACAUAUGAAUGAUGAAAGAAAAGCAACCAUACAAAAACGCUUACAUAGACUUCAAGGUCACAAAGAUAGCCUACCCUCAUGCAAUCCAGCUGUGCCAAGCAAAAUGCUGAAAGAAAAGAAUCACAAUGUCAACAGAGAACAUGCGGAAACUCGUCUACAUCCUCCAGAUUUGGGAUGCUGCAGAUCUCCUUAUGUAAAGGACCAAGUAAGAGAACUGAAUGAGACAAAGAAAUCUUCAGAAAUGGUUGUUCCAGCUCAAUACCAAACUAGCAAUGUAUGUAUGCAACAAAACAGUUAUAAGCACAGUGAUAACCUGUUAGCAGAGCAUGACUCUCAGUUCUCAACACAACGCUCAUCAGAGCAUGAACAUUCAUGUGCGGUAAGCUACCAUCCGUACGUGUUCAAAAAGACUGGUUCAUCUGAUCGUUUAAAAGCAGUAAAUGAAAACACUGGAAUACCUGGGGGUGAUGCAUUGGUUCAUAAAAUUAAGCCCAAAGCAUUACCUUUUCUGCACGUUUUGAGUAAAGAUGGCAGCACUGCCUUACGAUGGCCCACAGAACUUAUUUUGUUUACAAAAACGGAACCUUCUGUUUCCUAUGGUUGCAAUCCAUUAUAUUUUGAUUUUAGACUCUCCUUAUCUCAUAGAGAAACUGGACAUCAUGAAGCCAACCUAGAAAAUUGUAACGAGCACUCAGUAAUGAUGGACGUAGAUAGAAAUGAAGCCUCAGGUCUCACCAAGAACAAGCAGCUGUCCGAUGAACAAGAUAAUCAGUCUUUGAAGCCAAAGAAGGCAAGAGCUCUAAGCCUCAGAAAGUCCCAGCCAAAAUUGGAUUCAGAUAUAGAGAAUGAAAUGAAUCAAAGUGCUCCAAAGUGUAUUUCAGAUGGUUUGAAUGAAAGUAUACCUAAAGUGCCUGGUCCCCUCAAUUGCUCACAAAGGCAUUAUACAACAGCUCCACAGACAGAAAUGCCUGUGAGAUCUGUAGCACAGCACUUGCAGAACUGUGAACAAACUCUACAGGAGGAAAACAUUUGCAUCAGUCCUUUGGUGUCUAGAAUAAAGAAGCAAAAAUGUGUACAAUGUGAUUUAAUGUAUUCCCAAAGACAAAGCAACUUGGAUUUGGUCCCUUGCAGAAAAGAUGGCAUUCUUGGUUACAAGUUUGGUUCCGCUGGUGAAUGCUUGGAAAGUGAAAGGAAGGGAGAUUUUGCUGGAUGUUGGGAAUUCUCUUCUUUACAAAAGUCCUCCUCUGACAGGCAGUCUAAUUAUUCUGACACCUCUGUUAGCAGUGCAACUAGUUAUGCUAGUUGCUACUCUAGUCACCGAUCAAGUGAUCACAGUAGAAGUCAUUUGCCUUUUUGUUGCAAAAAGAAACAAAAGAUGGUUGAAAGGCAGAAGUAUAAACACAAAAAGCACAAUUGCAUCUCAUCUUCCGAUGAUGCGGAUGAGGACUGCCUUUUCAACAGUAAAAGUCAAAGACUUAGGAACUGUAUGCAGAGGCAUACGGUAAAAUAUCAAAGACAUUCAAGAUACAGGCAUUUACUACACAGAGACAUAUCAAAGCAAAGCCGAAACAGACAUUCUGCCUGUAAGCACAGCAGGUGUAGAAGCUACAGCAGCUCAAAAGGGUAUUCCACCCAAGAUUCAGGGAGCAGUGAAAGAUCAUCAAGUUGUACCAGAUCAAGGGGUAGCAGUUCAGAAUCAAUAUGUGAUUGGAACCAAUACAAAAGGAAUAUGCUAAACUAUUAUGGCUCCGAAUUUGGGAAAGCAGAUUCUGUACACUUUGACUGCCAAAAUAUAAGUUGCCCAGCACAGCAAGCUGGCAUUUGUUCUAUCAAACACCUGAGAAAAGAAGCAAUGGGUCAACGGAAGUCAUUAAUUGCCAAGCUGCUUUUAGAAAAAGUGAAAUCAAAGAAGAUCCAGGAGAAAAUUCAGAAUGGGGAGAGCGUUUCGAAUGUUUGUGGUGUAGAUCUCUGCCAUAGUCAAUCUGGCACUAAAUGUAUAUCUUCAGUGGAUAAUGAAGGAAUGUUACCUGUGCCUGAAAAUGCCCUCCACAUCAAUGCUACCAGCAUGUGGAACAGUGAAACCAGCACUGUGGAAAGCAGUACAAACAAAGAUCAAGUUGAAGCUUCAGCGAUAAAUAAUGCGGCUCCUACAGCUAACUACAGUCAUUGCCUCAAUUUAAUUCAAAGAGGAAAUGAGUAUCAGGCCUCAAAUAUGGAAAAGCACACAGCAAUAAUUGAGCCGUCAGAACUUUUAACUGGUGAAACACAACCCUUUCUACAAAGCUGUGACCCAGUACCAAAUGACUUUCCUGGUGCUUUUCCUUCUAAUAGAUAUUCUGUUGUCCCAAAUCCAACAGAGACCAAAGAAGAACACAAUGCAAGCUUGAACUUGAUGCAAGUAGAAGGGGAUUUCAGCUCUUACUCUGACAGCGCUAUGCAUAAAGACAAUGAAACAGAAAACAAGACUGAAUUGUACAGUAAGUGCAUCUCUUCUCCUUUAACUCAACAGCCUAUAACAUUUUCCCCUGAUGAGAUCGACAAAUACAGGUUUCUUCAGCUGCAGGCCCAGCAGCAUAUGCAGAAACAACUUGUGGCAAAGCAUCUUAAAGUUUUAUCUGCCACCAGACCAGCUGCCUUCUCUGCACCCCCAUCAGUUCAGUCGGUUCCUGUUCCGCAACACGCCUCUGUUGCCACCCUCCACCACACGUUUUUGCAAAGCUUUGCUCUCUCGGCUGCAGUACAUCCCCACAGCAGCCAUCUUUCCCUGACUCGUAUACACCCAUUCCCGCAGUCUCACUUUGCCCCAAUCUCUCUGUCGCCUUUCCCUCCAACUUUCAUGCCUGCGCACUCAGCCCUCCUGACAGGCCAUCCACUCCAUUUAGUAUCUGCCACUCCCAUUCACCCUUCUCACCUGGCAAUCCCCUCACUGCCCCAUCCAACAUUUAUCCCUACAUUGUUCACUCCGCAGCUCAGCGGAGCUGUACCUUCUGCAAUACAUCUCAAUCCUUUCAUUCACCCACUGUUCCAAGGGCAAGACUUUCGGCAUCGUUCUUGACCUUGCAAGAUGUGUUCACUGUCUGAAAUGAAAGGGAGGGGGGAAGCAAAUAUAAUUUUUUUAAAAAAAAUCUUCAUCCAAAACAGCUUAGAAGGGAAGUAUCCUUUUAAAAUCUAAUUGUAUAUCUUAAGGAAAACUGUAUCACUGAUCUAGAGCACAUCAAAAAUCCAGAGGGAAAUCAAGGUUGGCUGACACAGCAUUUUGAAUGUUAAUUUGAUUAACUGGACAUUCAGUUAACAUGAUCCAGAGUCCAUUCAUAAUAACUUAGAUUGAGAGUCAGUAUGUUUCCUUACUUUAUUGUAAGACUUACAUUAGUUUUUUUUAUCUUGAAAAGAAAAUAAGCGGAAGGAUAAUUCCUGAAGCCCAGUUAUUCUGAUACCCGCUUGGUAGGGGCAGGACGGUACCAUCAUCCCUGGAUUUUGCUUGAGGUACUUUAGUGCCAAUAGUAAAAUUCUGUUUACUUCCUUGUCUGGGAAAAUUCCUAGACAUUCCAACAGGACAACCAACAAUUUUGUUCUGGCUAAUUCUUUGGCAUAGUCAUCAAACCUUCAUAUGGCACACAGGUGUAUGAAUGUCAGUAGACUGAUAAACCUGGGGGUGGAUGGGCAGGUAAUUUUUUGAACUUACUUGUAUAAUUUGAUAUCUAACAUUAUAUUACACUAUAAGUGAUCACAUCUGAUUUCUGCAUCAAGUCUCCAACUGAUAAAAAGAAAUAUGAAGAAGAUUAUGAUGGUUUGGGUUUAUGAGAAUUGUACUGCUAUCUCUGAAAGUACACUGAAAUAUGGCAAAUAUGUACCACAAGAUCUGUGAACUCAAUAUACCUGCAUCUGGUUAACUUUUUAGACUGGGACAUUCAGCAUAUUUACUUGAAAGUUAUUUCUAUUAAAAUAAUUUAAACCAAUUUCCAAGUACAAUGAUUUGAGUCUGGGUGCUAAUAUUAAAAUAUGUGUCAACCAUACUGUAUGAUAAUCAUGGAUCCUAGUAAGUGAAGAGUGGGGUGGGUUUACUUCAACAUUUUUAUCUGUUCACAAAAUGUUCUCUGUUGCUUUCCUGUGAGACCCUGACAUGGCUAUGCCUUAGAAUGUCCUGACAUGAAGUCAGCUCUGCAGACCAACUUGUGUUCCACAAGCCUCCAGCAUCAGGUCUCCCAAAUGCAUUUCUGGCCAUUUGUAAAAUGUAGCUCCAUGCCAAGCUCACCACAGGGAGGUUAGAAUUGUGGCAGGAGAAGAGCGACCAGGUGAGCCUAUCCCAGCCAACUGUAAUUGUUUCCCAUUAAGCAUUGCUGUAAAAUGCUAAAGACGUCUCUUUGUUAUACAGUUUUACAAAAAUGUUUAAAAAUGCCACUGGAUUCAUUUUUCCAAUACAUUUUUUUUGUUUAUAUUAAAACUGAACAAUACUCUGGCUAGUAUAAGCUGUAAACUAGGUAUUUCGUUUUGUAUUCUAUGUAAAAAGUGUUUUAUAUUAUACAGUAGAUAAGUGAAAUUGCACUAUUGAACAUGCAAUGCAGCUUUUUUUUAAGGUAAUGAAAGUUGUUCCUGGGAAUGUAGUUUCAUGCAAUAAUUUUUUUUCAAUAAAAAGGCUUACAUGACAGAAAGAGUGUCAGUCAUGCAUUUUUGAAUACCAUUCCAAAAGGCAAAUUACAAAGUCAAAUGCAGAUGGGAGCAAACAUAGUCUGUAUUUUAAUCCACAAAAUUGAAAUGCAUUUAAUUUCAACAGGAAGCUGCAGUAACUGGUUUUUAGGCUAUUUUUUUUAAUAGCAUGUGUUAGUAGAGUUGUUUAAAUGGCUCUAUAAAUAAAUAUUCCUUUUUAAAAUCA